CAAUGCUUCUUCACCCUCUUGAACUAUGCCAAAUCCAAGCCUACUUCACCAAGACUUCCAAACCCGAUCUUCUAAACUGCCUCCUUAGGACCCUCGCACUCAAUCAGCUUCCUGUACAGGUUCUUCUAAUCUACAAUCAAAUGGUUCAGCACUCUUCACAAGAUCACUUCACCUACACCUACGCUCUCAAAGCCGCCUCUCUACUCGUCCCAAACGCCGCCCACAAAGGCCAUGAAAUCCAUGCCCGCGUCCUCAAGUCCGGCCACCACGCCGACCUCUUCAUCCAAAACUCUCUCAUAAGCUUCUACUCCUCCGCCGCCGACGUCGCGUCCGUCCGGUGGGCGUUCGCCGGCAUCGCCCGGCCCGACGUCGUCUCGUGGACUUCGCUCGUGUCGGCCCUCGCGAGGAGCGGCCACGACGCGGAGGCCCUCGCGGCCUUCGCCUCCAUGGACGCGAGGCCGAACCCGAUGACCCUCGUAAGCGUUCUCCCGGCCUGUUCCCGUCUUAAAGCUCUCAACUUGGGGAAAUCUGUCCAUGCGUUUGGUCUUCGGAGCUUCGGCGGCCAUAGGAGUAAUCUUAUUCUUGAUAAUGCGAUGCUGGAAUUGUACGUAAGCUGUGGUGAUUUGGUUGCUGCGCGCCAUCUGUUCGGAGAAAUGGCUGAGAGAGAUGUUGUCUCGUGGACUACCUUGAUUGCCGGCUAUGCGCGAAAUCAAAGCUCGGAGGAAGCAAUCGUGGUUUUUUCGGCAAUGCUAUGGGAUGGAGAAGCAGCGCCGAAUGAGGCGACUCUGGUGAGUGCGCUGCGAGCAUGUGCCUCCUUGGGGGCGUUAAGGUUAGGCAAAUGUGUGCACUCAUACUUUCUUAAGAAUUGCAUUGGUGUUGAUGGAUUGGUGGGCAACGCUCUGAUUAAUUUUUAUGCCAAGUGCGGAGAUGUGGGUAUGUCUUGUAAGGUAUUCACUGGGAUUUCUUGCAAGGAUUUGGUGUCUUGGUGCACAAUGAUGUGGGGGAUGGCCAUGAACGGGCGAGGAAAGCAAGCUUUGCAGCUUUUUGCUUCAAUGCUGUCUCAUGGGGUUAGGCCGGAUGGCUUGGCCUUCCUUGCAGUACUGUCUGCGUGCUGCCAUGCUGGGCUGGUUGACCAAGGGUUGAUGAUAUUUAGGGCCAUGAGCGAAGUUUAUGGGAUCAUGCCCCAGAAGGAGCAUUACACAUGCAUGGUUGAUGCCUAUGGGAGGGCUGGGAAGUUAAAGGAAGCAGAAAGUUUAGUUCAGAGGAUGCCAGUUGAGAUUGAUAGGCAUGUGUGGGGAGCAUUGUUAAGUUCUUGCAGGUUUCAUGGUGGUGAUAAAGUUGAAUCAGAGUGCCUUAGUGGGCAGGUUCUUGAAGGAGAUGUAAGUGUUGGAGGGGGCAUGUAUGCGCUGGUGUCAAACAUGUUGGCUAGUGGUGGGAGAUGGGAGAAUUCACACUCUGUAAGGGAGCUAAUGAGAGCUCGGAGGAUUAGAAAGAUAGCCGGUUGUAGUUGGAUUGAGGUCCGUUGAUCUGGGUUGUGCAAUGGACGCAGAGAUCUUUGGUAAUCGGAUACUUGUUGUUGCUAUGAUAGAGUGAAAAGCUUCAGAGGCAUAUGGGUUUAAAUCUUGAAAAAUGUGCCCUUAAUGGCCCAUGAGGAUCUAAUUAGCUGGAGCAGAAGCUAUGAAAAUCCAGCCAGGAAUUGUUCUAGAGCUGCAAUGAGUUUAGAACCUCCUGAUUGUAUGCAAGAAAAUUCUGUCUCAGGGAAUCUCAUUGUCGUGUGCUGUUGUCCAUAGCUUUUUCUGGCCAGGGUUAUCUAGUUCAAGUUUGAACAAGUACAUAUGGUGGGGUAAAAGUUGAUAACAAUAGUUAUAUUGGGAAACAGUUUCAGGUUAGUUAAAUAAAAAAUUGCAUAUAUUUUUUUUUCUAGUCAUAUUCAAUAGUAAGACCAAUAUUAAUUCUUAUUGAUGCUUUCAUUUGCUGAAUAGUCAUGUAAUCAUGCAGCCAUACCCCAUGAACUUUAUGGCAAUGGGACUUCAGUCCAGGCCACAUUUUACUCAAAGUUCUCUCUCAGGUUUAUGCUGCUGCUUCUGCUACCCUCUCUCCUCUCUCUUAUUAUUUCUUAUUUUUUGAUGCUUCAUAGCAUUUCUGCCCAACAGAUUCCUGGUAUUUUAAUGGGCACAACAAAACUCAAGCUAUGCUUUCCCACCACCUCAAAUAACAGAGGAUCUUAAUAUUCUAAUGGUCUGAGUGAUAAAUGGUCUUCAAACACUUCUCAGGAUCACUUCAUUUCUAUCCGCAUCUUUGUGUUGUCUUUUUUACAAUGGAAAGUUGGCAUUUUUGUUGCAUUUUUUUGUGCAGGCUAAAGUUCUCUCUAUCCCUGUCCUUUUGGUUGGGGCUGUUGUCAAUCUCUUUUCUUCUCCUUUUUGUUUCUUUCCUUUGCCUAAACUUUGGUGCCUUAAGAUGAGCAAUCAAGGACAAGCAUAGCAUACUUCCAAAUUUUGAGUCAUCAAUGUAGAUUGUUGAGAUGAACCUAGUGAUGUGGAUAUUGAAAUGUCAGUAUUUGAUGGUAGAUCCAUGAAAGUUUCUUUCGGAGAUGCCAUGAUAUUAUCUCCUCCUACUAGAUUGUGAUUUUCUUGGCUGGUACCAGCAGAACAUAAUCUCUAGUUUAGUGAUAGAAUAGUAGGUUCCAUAUUCCCCUCUAUUAUUAAGAGCGCAAAAGCUAUUUCUUGUCAAACAUUAGGAGAGCAAAAUUACAUAUAUAAUAUGUGGUUGUCCAUAAAACAGCAUUAUUGAGAUUAUAUGAUGGGGUUUUGGCAUCGAUGAGAGCAAAAUUAUUUACAUAUAUAAUGUGGAUUAGAUCUAUUGUUCCUCUAGAUUCUAGAUCUAAUCUUCUAUCUCAAACUCUUAACUCCUUCGAAACCUCCGUCACCUUUCUCAAAUCUCAAAUCCUUUCUUGUUUUCCUCUUUGAUCACUUAGUUAUGGAUUUAUAGUUUGCUUAAUUUAUUGCAGUGUUGUCCAUUUAUGAAGUAGUACUUGUACAACUACAAGAUCAAGGUGCCCUUAAUCUUUAACGUGAGGAACACUGGAUAGUCUAGAUUGUUGGUUAUCUUCAACGUGAGGUCUACUUUCUUAUUUUUGUUCUUUUUUUGUUUUAAUUUUGUUCUUAAAAGUUUGUUCUGUUAGAUCUAUGUUGGACUGUUGGUUGUGUAAAAGAACAUUUUUAAUAUGUUGUCUUCCAUUAGAUCUAUUCUGAUUUCUGGCAUUUGAUUUCGUAACCAUUUUCAAACUGAUCAUAAGAAAGGUUGUUAUUUUGAACAAAUGAGCAAGGUUCUUAACCAAUCUCAACUAAUUAUAAUCUAAACUGAUAAUUGAAACGUAAGAAAGGUUCUUAUAUUGAACAAAUGUCCAGACUGAUAUAUUUCAUCUUUCUAAAUCAAUAUUUUGUUUUAUACAUGGUUCCUUAAUCCUAAGUCAAGUAUUGAAGCAUUCGUGCAUUGCUAUUUGGUAGCCUGGUAGUAGCACCAGAACAUACCAAGUAGUGAUAUGUAGAUGAUAUGUAGCUGUGUUACAUGCCGCAUGGAUCGUGGUUCUUGCAGAUCAUUUAUUUUCACUAAAAAACAUGAAGAUAUUCCUACAAGAUGAAAUUCAACUUUUUUGAUGCCAGAGAGUGCUCUUUUUUAUGCCAGCGUGCCUUUCUUAUUUGAAAUAAAAUGAUUCUGAUUACAAGCAUUAUCCAUCUGAAGAGGAGUGGGGCAAUAUUGAGAAGAUUAGCAAGUAGUUGAGUGUAUUUUUCUCAAGUUUUCUUGAUUGAGCUUACUGUAAGGCAAGAGAUGCAGAGUAUAGAUGCUUUCAUGCAAAAAAUAACAUGGCAAAUGCAUGGAAAUUUUGAAAAGUAUUGGUCGGAUCAUAGCUUAAUCUUGCCUAUGGCAGUCAUUUUAGAUCCUCAAUACCAAUUUCAGUUUAUGGAAUAUUGUUAUAAGAAGUUGAAUGUAUAUGGUUGUACCGAGAACAUGCACAUCCAUGAUUAUAUGUUUUCUCUCUUUAAUCAUUAUAUGCUCGCAACUCUAGACCUCCAAAUACUAGCACAUCAACUCAUGGAGACAUGGAGAGGGAUACUUCCUUGUGAGACUUCUGAGCCAUGCAGAAAAGCGGAUGCUUUUAAGGUAACUUAAAACUUUUUAAGUAAAAUAAAUGUAUUGUACUUGUAUAUGGUAUUGUUUCUGAUAAAUAACUAGUUUCAUUUUUCCAAUAAUGUAGGAUUUUGAUACAUUUGAAAGCUUUGAUUGUGUGACUACUACACAGAAGUCUCAAUUAGAAUUAUAUUUGGAUGAGCCUAGAGUUGAUAAAAAGUCCAAUUUGGAUAUCCUUGACUUUUGGAAAGCUAAUCAGUCUCAAUAUCCUCAACUUUCUCUUAUGACACGUGAUAUUUUAACUAUUUCAUAUCUAUAGUUGCCUCUAGAUCUGCUUUUAGUGUUGAUGGGUGAGUACUUGAUAAGUAUCGUAGUGCACUUAAAUUGGAUAUUGCUGAGGCCUUGGCUUUGACUCAAGAUUAGGUGUUAGGAAAGAAAAGUAUAUGUUUCAUUAAUUACAUUGCUAUUAUUUUUUGAAUGAAUUUAUUAUUAAUUAUUACAAGAUUUCAAUGUAGAUGUGUUGAAACUUGAGUUAGACGAGAUUGUAGAAGAUGUCAUGAACUUAAGUUCCUAUAAUGAAGCCCAAUCAACUCAAUGCUUGGCCAAUAUUGAAGUCAAUCCAUAGUGAGAUGAAUCAUAGUCAUGGAUACUUUUUUGGACUUAUGUUGCUCCUGUGUUUUGGACAUGUCAUGAUAUUAUCUUGUUACGUAGGAAGUACAUGACAUUUAAGAAAGAUUAUAAUGAAUUGUUCUUGCAUCUUCUACAUGUUCUUGGGAAGGAUGCAAUGCAUUUUGAAGAAUUGUAUCAGGAACAACUAGUCAUCUAACACAUGUUGAGAUGAAGGGCUGCAGAGCAUGGUAAAAGCAAUGAAACAACCACCCCUUCUAUAUUAUGUCUCUUGCAAGCUGAUUAAAAGGUUAUAACUUCUGUCUUCUAAGUUGAGUUUCGGUCUAGACAGGAAUAUGAAAUAUAUGAUUUGUAGCCAUUCUUCUCUAGCACACAUUUCAACAGUAGCAACUUGAUUCUUGUAGACACCCUCGUGGAAGAUGAAGUAGUGCAGCUGUCUGAAGAGGAUCCAGAUAUUUACCUAUCUGAAGAUGUUGUUUUGACUGACCAGCCAACUAAAACAUCUUGUGAAAUAUUAACACUCAGCAUGCUACUUGUGUCAAUCUGUAUGUUGUUUUUUGGUCGAAAAAUCGUGUUGAUAUCAUGGUGUUUGGUUCUAGACAAGAUUCUUAAUUCUUGUGAAGGAAUGUAAAUGCUAUCCACAAGUUUCUAGAUUGAAUGGUUGUCAGUGCUUCUUGUAAAAAUUUAGCUUCAUUGUUAUCCAAACAAGAUUCUUGUAAUGUUUUCUACAUUUAGAUUUUUAUAAAGAUUGAAUUUCAAUGCUAUACAGACAA
Molecule: messenger RNA, 5528 nt
Organism: Phoenix dactylifera (date palm)
Lineage: Eukaryota; Viridiplantae; Streptophyta; Magnoliopsida; Arecales; Arecaceae
Source: RefSeq, a predicted model, not a curated record